AACCAAACGCGCUUCCUUUCAGCCUUGAGGACCACGCUCGUCAUGCCACGCUCGGUUUGGCGAUGCUACAAGAGCGCCAUCGCCGCGCGGAGGCGUUAUGCUGAUCGAUACGCCAAGGACCAACUCGCGGAUCCGCGUGAUAACGAGGGCCACCUGUACUUCAACUGGGUGUUGGAGCAGAUGGAGAUUCUCCUGAAAGACCGCGUGGUGGUGCAGAAGGUGGCUAAGGCACAAGUGGGUGACGUCGAGGAAGUGACUACCGAGCCACUCGCGAAUCUCUUCGAGAAGCUCAACCUCGCCACCACCGAGGACGAAGACUUCGAGUCAGAUGGGGAGCGAGAUAUUAUGGACACUACCUCAGAUAUAUCUUCGACGAGCAAGGUGUACGUGCCGAAGUUGAGCAAAGAAGAAGAGCUUCGCUUCGAGUGGUUCUGUUUCCUCGAAGAUGCGCAGAAGGCCUGGAAGCAUAUCCAGACUGUGUGGACGAGUACCGAAGAUCAGAACAACCCCCCCGAUCCAGGAGUCGCAGCGUUCAUAACCGAAGCGGCCAUCGAAUUGAUUGGCUACCAGGAGCAGCAGAUAUAUGCGCGUGCAAUGGCGAUCGGCGGCAAGGCCGCCUUAGUCAUUGGCGCAGACCCAUCUGAUCCGUUCUACCUGGGCCUUACAACUCUUCGUGACAUUGCAAAUAUACGGAAGUCACACAAGGGUUAUAUAUUCCCCCUCGAACCGCUAUCUGAACGCUACUACGACUUACAAGACCCCACCUUGGUAGCGAAAGAUCAGACGCUUGUCCAGUACAUGAUGGAAUUGGGCAUGGAGAGUAUGGUUCGCAAGGGGCUCUGGGAGACGGAGAAGAUUCGGUCCGUCUCGUAUGAGCAGCCACUACCUGCCGCAAGUUUAGACCAGGUAUCAGUAGUCCUUCAGGCUAUCAACGACGGUGGCCCUAUCUCAGUGCAGGCGGCACUAGCGGCUGAGACUAUCUUGUCGCUAUCGGUCGGAACCCACCUGGGAUCGAGUACUGCCUUUUCCAAGCUUCUGAGUCUCGGCCAGGCCUUAGACAAGCGAAUGACGGAAGCUGGUAAAAAGGUGCAGUUCGCCCAGGACCAUAGGAAACUGGCGGAGACAUUUCGAACUGUCCGUGGGUGGGUGUGCGCCUGGCCGUUCCCUGGUGCUCGACGCCACAAGUUGCAGGCUGCCCAGAAGAACGAUUCACUCAUGGGGGCCAUGCGUGGCUGCGUAUUGCCUCCGGACGAUUCUGACUUCCUCCGAAAAGCGAAUCCAGUUCUCUGCGGCAAGCUGAGACUGACCCUUUUUACCUAUUACGAAGAGGCUGGUCUGAGCCUGGCGAAUACAUCACCUCACGUGUAUGCGAUGUCGUACCUGUACAACGGCCUGAAGCAGACAGAACGACUCAGUAAUACCUGGGGAUCCAUCAAGGCCAUCAGCAAGCGUCACAGUCAGGAGCUAUUCAUGGGACCUGACUUUCCAGUCGAGGCUGAGAGGAUGGUCGACCGGAUGAGAGUAUCAGCCGGGACGAACCCGCAUUUCUUGAAGGUUUCAAAAUACGGGAAUCCCUCUGGUCGCGCAGUCCCAGCUACAAAGCACGCUCGCCAAUCCAAUAAGACAUGGGACAUGGAUACCUUGCCAACGAUCCAGAUUCUUCGCGACUAUCUGCACGAUGAGGAGACUCUUCUUCGCACCCUCUACAGGUUCGGCACCGAGAUGCAGAAGGCGCUCCCGGAGCGGAACCGAAAGUCCAUCGAUGAACUGGGGCUGAUACAUUUUCUCGAGACGCUCCAGGAAGCACUCGAGGAAGCAGUCGCUCGCAUGAAGAUGGACUACGUUACGAUCAAUUGUGCUUGCAGCGUGCUGUUCCAGAAGAUGGAGGCGAAGAUGGGUAGCAGCAUUGACGGAAAGGCGGCGACGCCAGAAGAGUGGAUGGCACAUACUACGCGCUCCUACGUCAUCGCGAACACCGUCCUGCGAGAACUGUGGGAUAUGGAAGACUCAGUCAAGGCUCGCAAGGCUGCGAAGUUGGCUCCGGCGCUAUUCCCUACCCCGCUUGCGGAUAUUGCGAGCGAAGUCAUCGCGGAGUAUGUGAAGGCCGGUGGCAAGGGGAUUCCUUCUUAAUAGAGGGAUGGAUUACAUAACAUAUACGUUUCCGUGGGGUCUAAGAUAGGCGGCAUGGGGCGCUUUUGCGGUGUUUGAUAGCCAUGGGACUUCUCCGUACGCGUAGUUGGAAUAUAC
Molecule: messenger RNA, 2247 nt
Organism: Trematosphaeria pertusa
Lineage: Eukaryota; Fungi; Ascomycota; Dothideomycetes; Pleosporales; Trematosphaeriaceae
Exons: 2
Coding region: 43-2130 (695 amino acids)
Source: RefSeq, a predicted model, not a curated record